Messenger RNA from Dendronephthya gigantea, 3313 nucleotides. RefSeq names its product inositol-trisphosphate 3-kinase A-like. The transcript is spliced from 9 exons. Gene Ontology annotation, cellular component: cytoplasm; nucleus. Gene Ontology annotation, molecular function: inositol-1,4,5-trisphosphate 3-kinase activity; inositol tetrakisphosphate kinase activity. The record is from RefSeq and is a predicted model, not a curated record. Gene Ontology annotation, biological process: inositol phosphate biosynthetic process. Lineage: Eukaryota; Metazoa; Cnidaria; Anthozoa; Malacalcyonacea; Nephtheidae. The coding region runs from base 112 to 1881 and encodes 589 amino acids.
CUUUAGCACAAGUGUUGGUGGUAUAUAUUUCGUUUCUGCUUUGUGGACUAACCACCCUUUGCGGAUCACUUUUGAGGCAGGAAUAUCGCGUGUCUGUAAACACUAGAUCAAAUGAAUAGCCGGCGAAAGUAUAAAGUUACUAUACGUGUGGUUGAUCACCCACCAGGCACUACAGCGUCUUUUCGUGACAGCAGUGGUGAUAAGCACAGUGAGGACGAAGUCGAAGAACAAAAGACUAUACCACUAAGCGAAAAUAAUACCAUUCCAACUAAAGUACAACCUGUGUACCAGAGUUCACUUUCGCUGCAGCUUUCAGACAAGAGGAAUCGCUCUAGCGUGCACUGCUCGGCCUUUUGUUCCUUGUCGACGGAGUGCGAGGCUUUGGAGACAGGCAGAAAGACAAGAUGCGAAGACAGGGUCGGAGAAGAAGGCAUGCUAGACUCGGAAUUUUGUGAAUGUACGAGUACAAAACCGUUAUUAAAAGCAGACACAAAUACUUCGUUAAAUAUUUAUAAGUUGACAAGGAAUAAUGCGAUAGAUCAAGAGGAUACCGAUGAAACGAAUGUGAAGACAGACAAUAUCAAAACUUGCGAGCGUGCAGACCCGGGGAAGUUUACUACCAAGGAAAGGCGAAGACAACAGCGACAUAGUUGUGGUAAAUUUGAAGCAAAAUACGGCGUUCAUAGACAUAGAAACGGUUACAAUCGCCACCUGCCAUCCAUCGUCGUGUUAAACGCGGCGAAUAUGGAAGGGGCUGGCUUCGAUGAAAAUCUUGUAACGAACACUGCCACCAUUGGCAAUGGCAUUCGGGAUGAUUUCUUUCCCGAUUUCGAUGCGUUGGGGACGCGAAGGGACAGGCCACCUCUGAACAGGGAAGGUUCAGCGUGCAGUAGUGAUAGUAUUAUUACAGAAAUCGAGGGACUAACUGACGAUGAAGGCGAGAUAAAAAGCUGUUCGAACGAUAGUUGUGAAACCCAAGAGUGUGCUCCAAAAGCCAAUAAUUGGAAAAAAAUCAAAGGAAUGAUUCAGUGGGCUCCGUUUGUGAAGAGUUACAAGAAGAAAGUUCCAUGGGUUCAGCUGGCUGGACAUCAAGGAAAUUUCAAGGCAGGAGAACAGGGAACCAUUUUGAAGAAAAGUAAUGAAACUGAAAAAGGAGUUUUGUUGAAACUUAUGAAAGACGUUUUAAGACCUUACGUGCCAGAGUAUAAACGAGAAGUUUUGAAUCAUGACGAAAGUUAUUUAGUAUUACAAGACUUGCUAUUUGGCUUCGAGUCCCCAUCAGUGAUGGAUUGUAAAAUGGGCGUAAGGACAUUUCUGGAAGAUGAGUUGGAACAAGCCAGAAAGAAACCUAAAUUAAGAAAGGAUCUUUAUCAAAAGAUGAUUGACAUUGAUCCAAACGCCCCUACGGAUGAAGAACGGAAGGCUGGUGGGAUUUCUAAGCCUCGUUACAUGAAAUGGCGGGAAGAACUCAGCUCAUCUGCAAGCCUGGGCUUUAGAAUUGAAGGCAUCAAGAAAACAGACGAGAAACCAAACAAGGAUUUCAAGACGACGCGCUCGAGAGAGGACGUUUGUGAAAAAUUUCGGCAUUUUAUAAACAACAACGGUCAUGUGAAGGAAAAAUAUUUACAACGACUAAAAGCAAUCCGAGGUGUUUUGGAGUCUUCGCCAUUUUUCAAAAUACACGAGGUUAUUGGUAGUUCGUUACUAUUCGUACACGAUAGUCAAGGUAAUGUGAAUGUUUGGAUGAUAGACUUUGCUAAAACGACGAUGAUUGGCGAUGGUGUUACACUGACGCAUCGUGCGUUAUGGCAGGAAGGGAACCACGAAGAUGGAUAUCUGUUUGGACUCGAUAAUAUGAUCAGUAUUUGGUCUGAGGUCUAAGGCAGGCUCGUCACUACCACCUGCCCACUCAAGUUGCACCUUGGAAAUAUAUAUAUAUCCUCCAUAACACUCCUUCACAAAUGGAAAGGCUUAGCCAUCACAAAUGGUUGCCUAAUCUCAGAAAUUGUGUUGCCGAUGAAGCCUAGAGGUUCCUGGUAAACCCUAAAGGUUCCUGGUAAAUCCUAGAGGUUCCUGGUAAAUCCUAGAGGUUCCUGGUAAACCCCAGAGGUUCCUGGUAAAUCCUAGAGGUUCCUGGUAAAUCCUAGAGGCUCCUGGCAAACCCUGGAAGUCUCUGAAAAGAAUUAAAGGUCCUUGGUAAAACCCAGAGAUCCCUGGGAGAUUCAGGGAUUCCCUAUCUCCCUGGUAGACCCCAGAGGUCCCUGUUGAACCCUGAACUGAACCCCCCUCCGUUUUUCGCAGUUUUAAUAUCCUGUCCCAUUGAUAGUAAAAAACUAAAGAAAAUAUCCUGUAAAACUGAGAAUAUACUUUCCAAGGCGAAACCUUACCAGCAUAGACGAAAAGUCGAAAACUAGUUCACGCAUGUGGAAAAGUAUGGAUUUGCAUGUUCGACUAUUAUGGUUCGACCUCGCCACAGUUAUCAAUCUCGCUAAUAAAUUGUCAGUUGCACAUUGUCAACAUUUUUAAUGACUAGAAAUUCUAUGACUCUAGAACAUCUGAUCUUCUAUAUAUUUAUAAACAAAAGCAUGUGCUGCAGGUGCAAAUAAUUUAUAUACAUAGACAUAACAUUAAACAGUGACUAUAAGACCGCGGGUCGGUAUGAUUGCAGUUUCCAAUAGUAAGUUCCAAACAGUAAUUGUGAGUUACUGCUCUGAAGCCAUCGUAGUUGUCAAGUUUUCGAAAUUUUCAUCUGUAAGAUUUUGCAUUCAAUUUCAUCCCUGAACUUCGCUGUUUCAAAGCUUAGCUUCCUACUGUGAUAUACUGUGAAAAUAUUAGACGACCUAUUUACCAUGAGAUUUAGCAACUUUGGGCUCAUACUCAAAUGUAGCAAUACUGUUUUGAAAGUAGUUUUUUUAUAAGGUCAUCGAUAAUCCUCACCUGGUUUAGUAUAAGAAUCGCUUUAAUAAAAAAGCACUGAUUUUCAUAGACAAACAUAUUUAUUUGCUUGGCAUAUGUAUAUAUUAUAAAACGAUGUAUAUUAUGACGUAAUUGUGUUAUAUUUGGGGGCCGCCCUACCUUACCCUCCCCUCCCUCACACUUGGACAGAAUGGAUAGGAUUAUAUAGUAGAAGGGUAACUAACGACAAUGGCUGCAAAUGUAAAUUGGUAAAUAUUUAAUCAAUUUUAAUGGUAGUUCUUACAUAAAGCAUCAUGAUCCAAAAAUCUUUUAGGAGGCAGUAGUGCGAAAACUGAAUGGCUUUAGACAGUACUUUAUUGUUCAACUUAGUUUUGUAAAUAUAUUUACGAUAUCAUUC